AUAAACAGAAAACAGAAGCCUGCCUGACAUUAGAUCACAAUUUAGGUUCACAGAAGCGUGUGUGGGACACUUGAUAUUUUAACAUAAUUUUUAUUAUUGUUUGUCACUAGUUGGCACCAACAUGACUAAAGAUUUUUAGCAUUUUAAUUGCUAAUAAAAAAAUUCACAAUGCAUGCUAGAAUUGCGAAGCGACAUCGUCUUUGAUGAGUUGUGAUUAUAAUAAUAAUUAAAAAGUCCUAAAAACAUGAAUUUGCUAAGGCUAACAACAUGAAGCGUCAUUUUAUCACAAUAAUUUGUUUAUUAUUGGUUGGUUUAUCUGAAGAAGUGGAACAUGUCGCAUUCGUCAUUGUAAGCCAAAAUAACGACUAUAACGAUGCAUUGGCAAAGGAACUUGAACGGAACUUGGAAGCACAAUCACAAGAAAUGCAAAUUGACAAGCCAGAAAUCUACAUUUCCAAUAAAGUAUUUGAUGCCAGCGCAGAUUGGAUCAUAGCUCCCAUUAUAGCGCAAAUUUUGGAUAAAAUCGACAAGAAUUGCCGAUGGAUUGUUUUUUUGGAAGAUCGCACAACAGUUUCUUUAAAACUGCUCUUAGAUGCACUGAAUAAAUGGGAUUUCAAUAAUGAAACAUGGAUAGGACAUGCUUCAUACGACUCCGAUGCAACCAUUAUACAUCAUUUUGCCUUUCAUGGGGAUCCAAAGUUUUUCAAGUAUCCGAAUUUGGCUUCUGGGAUGGCUUUGAGUAUCCCAUUAUUGAAAAGACUGAGACACCGUUUAGAGAAAGGAUACAAACAACCAGAUUUUUUCAUCGAUCCGGCACACGAAUUUUCACUUUUUGUAUAUGAAGAUGGAAGAGGCCUGAUGAUCCAACAUGAACCAUUAUUCUGCUCCAAAGAGGAACCUAAUUGUGCAACUUAUCCCCACAAAUUUCAAUCUUGUGAAAUGCAGGAUUACAAUGGUAUUUCAUCAAUCUUUUUUGCCAUCAAAACAUGCCAAAAAUUCCACGACGAGAGACUGCGAGUUGUCCAAAAAACCUGGUUAGAAUACACCGUAAAUACUGCUAUUUUUAGCGAUGUUACUGAUUCAGGAAUUCCAACAUUAUCAUUGGACGUGCCAAACACAGAACAAGGCCAUUGCCAAAAGACAAUGGCAAUUCUUCAAUAUGCAUUAAAAAUAUUUGAUAACAACAGAAAGUUACGGUGGCUUGUUUUGGUUGAUGAUGACACUAUUUUAAGUGUAUCAGGAAUACUCAAUUUAACUAAUUGCUACCAGAACGCAACUCGAUCCCUAAUUUUAGGAGAAAGAUAUCGGUUUGGAGUUCAUGGCUUUAACUACCCCACUGGUGGAGCAGGGAUUGUGAUCAACAGGCAGGCACUGGAAAUACUAGCGAAAGCAUGCCAAUGCAUGCGUCCUGAUUCCCCAGACGAUAUGGUGAUAGGAGCUUGUGCCCUGGAACAUGGGCUAACGUUGGUUCAUAUACCUCAGUUGCAUCAGGCUCGUCCGGAUGACUAUGCUCCAGGACGUUUAGCAGUCAAAGAUGCCAUUAGUUUUCAUAAACAUUGGAUGAUCGAUCCGAUAAAAACAUACAAGCAGUGGUUUUUAGCAAAUGACGAAAGAAUGUUCAAACCAUCCCUUAAGACAGAAUUGUAAAAACAGUGAUAUUUUUUUUUGUCUAGUCUCUAGUUUCUAGUUGUGAUCAUAGAUAUUUUUAAAAAUAGAAAUAUGUAUCUCCGGCUAUAUUCCAUUUUGCAAAUGGAAUAGAUACCAGGUACCUACCUCUUUUCUAUAAGGAAAAAAAAAUACUAAUCUUUGCCUAUUAAACAAUUUAUUAUUGAAACCAUAUCAUGCAUUUUUAAUCAUCUACAAAUCUACUCCUUAACUUGUAAUACAUAGGUAAAGAUAUUAGAAACACUUUAUCUUUAUCUAGAAAGUUCCUCACAAUAAUUACCAAGUUAACGAACGGUUUGUAGUUAGCAUAUUCCAUAAACGAACAUACCUACUAUUGUUUAUAAUCCAGUGAAACAAAAUAAAGCUGAAGAAAAACACAAUGAAAUUCUCUUUUCAACCUAUUACAUAUUUAGUUUAGUUACUAUAACUACAAUAUUAAUUAUUCAGUAGUCAUUUUCUAUCCCCACAAAUCUCACAUCCUUUAUAAUUAUAUUAUAAUAUAAAAAUAGGUUAAUAGAGAUUUGGAACAAAAAUAAAAUUAUUUCUAAAAAAUUAGAAGAAAAAAAAUAUUCUAAAAAUAUGACUAUUGAUGAACAAAAUUAAACUUAAAGUUAAAUUGAAGACAUUUUUUCACUAAUUUCCAACAGUUUGACCUGAAACAAAAAAUAAUUUAAAUCAAAAUUCAUAAUAGAUAUUCCUGGUAUUCUUUCGAUCUGAACAAACGGAUUGUGAUCACAUGAGGUUUGUUCAUGACUCAGAAGGCGUCAAAAAACCAGCUAGGGCCAAUGAAAUCGUUUUAAAACCGGAUGAAAAUGAAAAUUGUUCGAAACAAACUUCAAGUAACUUCGAUCAGUUUGUUUAGAUUGAAAGAAUACACCUACUUUUACUUCCAGCGAGAAUUGAAACAUAUACUACAAAAAAAAUAGAACAAUAUUGUUAAGUGUCCCACCCUUGUCACGUAGGUACACUAGUCCUAGUUCUUUCAAGAAAAUCACACGAAAACUCCUGGUUCGUGAUUAAUGAGUGAAGUUCAAUUCUCCCAAGACAAAAGUUUAAUUAUCCCAAAGAAAUAGAUUUGUUUACAGGGGUAAGUAUUUUUUAUGAAAUUUUGAAAACAGAAAAUAUAUUUGGGAAGGGAUUUUGCAGUAAUGCAAAACACAGUACACAGUUUUUGGAUAAGUACAUUUUAACAGGAAGCAUGCCUUUGGGCAGGAUAACUCAAAAAGGUCAGAAAAUAAUAAUUUGUAAUUUGGUUCCAAGCAAGGAGUGUAGGAGUUAGACAAGUACCUACUUUAAAUGACACAUUCACUACCCAUUUUGUUUGAUAGAAGACUACCUCAAAAACGUAUUUUGUCAAAGAAAGAGGAAUAUUGCUAAGAGUUUUUUUAAGAAAACUACCUCUGGAAAUAGCGAAGGGUUUGUCGGAAAACUGCCAUUUUUUCAAGACUAUGAAAAGGAAUUAGGACAAAACUUUUGUUCAAAACUGACAGCCGAGUUUACAAGAAGAAGACGACAACUGUUAAAAUCCAACUCAACAGCAAAAAUUUGUUUAGGGUAUUGACACCUACGCUUGUUCCACGCUCAGCUAUUCCUUCGGGAUAGUUAGGUGGUCCGGCAUUGAUAUCAGCAACCUUCAGUGCAAAAUCAGAACUCACAAAAGCAUAAAAACAUCAUCCAAGAAGUGCCACAGAAAGUACAACAAUCCCACGGCAUUGGGGCGGAAGAGGACUGGCAGAUAUUUCAAAGCAGCUAGACCAACAGAUCGCCAACAUGCGCAGCUAUUUUCAACAAAAAGCAGGCACGUCUGAUUUACAUCGGUUUAUAUGUGAUACAGAUAACUUCACUCCUCUACAGCUAAAAGAGUAGCAAGUCUCAAU
Ceutorhynchus assimilis (cabbage seed weevil) is the source of this 3542-nucleotide messenger RNA. The record is from the annotation of a GenBank genome assembly. Lineage: Eukaryota; Metazoa; Arthropoda; Insecta; Coleoptera; Curculionidae.